This is a messenger RNA of Cadophora gregata, 1980 nucleotides long. RefSeq lists its product as uncharacterized. The transcript has a single exon. The record is from RefSeq and is a predicted model, not a curated record. The coding region runs from base 1 to 1980 and encodes 659 amino acids. Lineage: Eukaryota; Fungi; Ascomycota; Leotiomycetes; Helotiales; Ploettnerulaceae.
AUGAUUUCAGAGUUUCUUUUACCAUUAAACCUUCGGAAUCUUUUCUUUCUACAGCUUCAAACUCUACACUUUCAACACUUCUUUACAUUUACGAUCAUGUCUGCUCCACGAACACCGAAGGCCCCUCAAAUGCCUAUGGGCCAGGGUGAAAUGCCCAAUAAGACUCCAUCGUCAUUGAAAAAGAAGAAAGUCCCGACAAAUGGAGAUGUCAACGGCGUUGAGAAAUCCGCUUCCAAAUCUUCUCCCAAACCUCCCCCUCAGCAAGAUGAUAGUCAAUCUCCUGGAUCACCCAUCAGGAAGAAGAAGCGAGUUCCGAAACCAGCUGCUGAUGUCGCUCCACCAACUCCUCAAGCUUCUGACAACGCCAAAGCUACCGACCCCGAAGAGACUCCAAAGAAGGUGAUCAAAAAGAAGAGGCCAGUUCAGCCUCCAGCGGAGUCUCCAGCUCCAGAUGCCGACCAAGAGCCUCAACCAGAUCAAGCAAAGUCUUCCUCUCAACGUCGAGAUUCCGAGUUUGACGAUGACGCCGCUCCGCCGCCAGAUGUUCAGAAGCCAAUCAUGAAGAAAAAGAAAAAGCCGGCUCUAGCACCAGAGCCUGAACCAGAGCCAGAGCCCGAAAUGGCUUCUGAGUCGGAGCAUGACGAUGAUGAGCCAGAGGAGGAGGAGAAUGACUAUCAGUCGGUCACUAAUGGUGUGCAUGAUCAGGACGAUCAUGACGAUGGGUCUGAUGAUCACGGCGAUGACCAAAGCGAGCGGAACUCGGAUGAGGACGAGGAGGAUCACGAUUGGGAUGAUGGAGAGUCCGAUGACGGGCCAUUGGAUGGCGUCACCAAUACUGAUGGUGAAGCUCCUAAGAAGGCUCAAGACGCAGCAUCUGGAGUUCCAGAACAAGCUCAACAAGGUGUCGACAAAGCCACAAAUGGCGUCACGAAGGACGCUCAGAAGAAAACUUCAGAUCUUUCAGAUCAGGCUCAAGAUACCGCCAAAGGUGCCACAGACAAGGCAACUUCAUCAGCGAAAGGACUUACUAAGGUUCUUCCUGGUCUAGGAGAUACGCCGGAUCGGUCUGCCGGAGGUGAUGCCUUGAAUGGAGUCAAGAAUACCGCAGAAGAUACUGGAACUAAGGCCAGAUCUCUCCCAGAUACUGUCCCAAAGAAAAAGAAGAAGUCCAGUGGGCUACUGGGUGGUGUCGCAGAUUCUGUUGGCGAAAAAGUCGAUGGCGCAACAAAGCAAGCAAAUUCUACUGCUCGCGGCGCUGUUGAUAGUGGCAAGGGAGCGGCACCUGAUCUUGGUGACAAUGGAGGUGGUGGUGCUCUUGAGGGAGCCAAAGAUACCGCUGAAAAAGCAGUUGGUAAUGACCUAGACAAAGCUGGGUCCGCUGUGGGCGAUGUCCAGAACAGCGCACAGCCUACAGUCGGAGACGUCCAAGACAAAGCCCAGUCAAUGACUGGAGAUGCCACAAAGGCAGUCAGUGGUGCAGCAGGGAAGCCAACUGAACUGGCAAAUGGAGCUACCGAUACUCUGGGAGGUCUCACAAACGGUGCGACCGAAGCUGUUGGGGGUGCUACAGAGGAAGGCAAAGAUCUCGCUGGGGGAGCAACUCAACAAGUCACGGAGGCUGUUGACGGUGCCAAAUCACUCGCAGGAAACACAGUUGACGAUUCAGGAAACGUACAUGAUAAAGCAGGGAAACAUCUGGGAAAGGUCACGGGAGACUUGAAAUCCAUGACAGGGAGAAGUGUGAAUGAUGCGGGUGCAAUCGUGGACGAUUCUGGGAAAGUUCUGGGGAAUGUGAGUGAAGUGGCGAGUGCGAAGGGUGAUGAGGCAUCGAAGAUCGCGACUAAACAUGGUGAGGAUCAGGUUGGUGGGAACGCUGACUCGGCGAAUGUCAGUGUCAGUGGGAUUGAGAUCAAAGUCGAGACGAACCCUAACGGGACGACUCUCACGAUCAAGAUCCCGGGUGCGUUCCAGCAGCAGUAA